AUGCGUCCGGAGGGGCGUCCAGAGCGCAUUCACCAGCUUGUCUGCGACCUGAAUCGCCCCCGGCUCGUGGUGACGGCAGUGGUGCUGGCCAGCUUCCUCAUCUCGUCCUUCAUAGCCCUAGGGCCUCCACGUGUGGAUUACGUCAAAGCCCAUCCUGCCUGCAAGUCCUCUGAGUGCGCGGCGCUGGGCCAGGCCAUUUCCACGAGUGUCAACUCGCGGAUCGCGCCCUGUCAGAAUUUCUACCGCUUCGUGUGCGACGGAUGGAUCAAGAGCCACCCGGCGCGCGACGGAGAGCUGCGCCGCGUCGUUAUGCGGGAGCUCGCAGACGACGUGGUCGCGUCGCAGAAGAAGGCCCUCAUCUCCACGCAAGUUCCAGCGAGGAGCCAGGACGCCUUCCACCGGCUCGCCUACGUCUACCAGGCGUGCGUGCGCGUCGAGAAAGCGGACGUCGACGGCAUCCGAGUUCUCAAGGAGUUCAUGGGCUUCGUAGGGCUCCAGUGGCUCCAGGUGUCCCGUACACGGUCGCUGGACCUGCUGCGGACGGUAGUGCGUCUCUCCCUCCAGUGGGACAUUCCCGUGCUGAUCUACCUGGGCGUCCGGCCCAGCCCCUACGACAAGGAGCAGCUCUUGGUGUCCGUGGACCGAGGGCCUUCCCUGGGCGUAGAUCGGGCAGUGGAUGCGGCGGGGGAGCCCAGAAAAUCUGCGCUCCGCAAGCUGGCUGCGCUCGCGGGAGAGCUUCUGGGCGACCCAGGUCAAGCCGAGAAGAUCGAAGCGGCCGUCACGCUCUGCGAGAAGUACCUCAAGGACCAGGCGACCGCCGUGCGGCGCAGUGCACGCAAGCGAGGCUUAGACUUCCGGCGAGUGGUAAGCUUCAAAGACUUGGAAGCCAUGACGUUCGUGGAUGACGGGUCCCUGUGGCUGGACGCCGUCAACGCGCAGCUAUCGCCGGGCCAUCGGCUGUCGCCGUCUGAUUCGGUGCUUCUGGACCAUCCAGACCACGUGGUGGCCGCAGCGAGACUUAUCCGAAAGCCCGAGCUGUUGCAGAGCCUGGUAUACUACCUGGGCUGGCUGCUGGUUCAGCAGCUGGGGCCUAAGGCCGCGUUGUCCCUGCGCAAGGCCCAGCACGCCCUCGAGCGUCAAGGAACCACGGAUGGCGACCCUGCGGGCCAGCUGAAUCUGUGGCGCGUGUGCAUGCGCGAGGCGGAAGAGCUGAUGCCCACGGUGUACAGCGCGCUCUACGUGCAGCAACAUGGCGCCGCCUUCGACAAGCCCAAGUAUGACGUGAAGGCCAUCGUGGACCACGUGCUCUGGGUGACCACGGAAACGGUGCGACGCGUCCGCUGGAUGGACGAGCGCACCAAAGCUAAGGCUCUGACCAAGCUGAAGAAGAUGCGCGGUCUCAUAGCUUUCCCGCAGUGGAUGCGAAACAGCACGCUCGCCCGCGGUCUGGACUCCGAACUUCCGGACCUGAACGAGCACUACCUGGCCACCUGGCUGCGCAUCAAGGAGGUAAAGAGCGCGCGUAUGCGGCGCGGACUGCGGGAUCGCCACCAGGACGACCAGACGUACCACUACCGCGUGUCGGAAGUGGACGUCCGCUACUACGCGGAUGAGAACAGACUGGUGAUCCACCCGGCCGUCCUCUCGGUGCCAUUAUACGCGUAUGGAGGUCCCGUGGCUCUAAAUUACGGCGCCCUAGGUUCCCUGGUGGCGCGGCAGGUCCUGGGCGCCUUCGACUCGGAGGGCUGCAACUACGACGAGGCCGGCAACGAGAACCACUGGUGCUCCUCCGAGUUCCGCGAGGAGAUGCGGAGGGGCCUGACUUGCUACGCGGACCAGUGGGAGAUCACCAGCGCCAGGGUGCCAGGGAUGGCUGCUCACAACGACACGUGGAGUCGCGAGCAACUGGCCGCCGAUACGGAGGGGCUCAAGAUCAGCCUGCGCGCCUACAGGCUGCUGGUGAAGAACCUUGGCGGAGACCGGUACGACGAGGCUCUCGCGGGGCUGCCGUACACGCCAGAGCAGCUCUUCUUCCUCAACCGGGGCCUGCUGUUCUGCGCCAAUGUCAACCUGCGCCUGCUGCGGGAGAGGGGUCGCGAGGACAUGCUGGCGGCGCACGAGUACCGCUGCAACGUGCCGCUCCUCAACGUGCCGGACUUCACCAAGGCCUUCCACUGCAAGCUCGGGGACCUCAUGUAUGCGCGAAGCAUGUGUGCCGUUUGGUGA
Messenger RNA from Ixodes scapularis (black-legged tick), 2226 nucleotides. Its product is annotated as neprilysin-1-like. Gene Ontology annotation, molecular function: metalloendopeptidase activity. Gene Ontology annotation, cellular component: plasma membrane. NCBI's taxonomy places the organism in Eukaryota, Metazoa, Arthropoda, Arachnida, Ixodida, Ixodidae. Gene Ontology annotation, biological process: protein processing. The record is from RefSeq and is a predicted model, not a curated record. The transcript has a single exon. The coding region runs from base 1 to 2226 and encodes 741 amino acids.